Molecule: messenger RNA, 348 nt
Organism: Colletotrichum paranaense
Lineage: Eukaryota; Fungi; Ascomycota; Sordariomycetes; Glomerellales; Glomerellaceae
Exons: 2
Coding region: 1-348 (115 amino acids)
Biological process (GO): positive regulation of transcription by RNA polymerase II
Cellular component (GO): nucleus
Molecular function (GO): transcription coactivator activity
Source: RefSeq, a predicted model, not a curated record
AUGUCUGACGAGAACACCAAGUCCGUCGUCGACGAGACGCCCAUCACCCACCCCGCCGGCGAGCGCAAGAACUCGCUUGAGGCCCACCUCCAACACCGUCCCGAUCGCGCCGAGUUGGUCGAGAAGAAUAUCUUGCCCGCCUCCAACGCCGCGCCUAGCUUGAUCGCCCACCAGAAGGAGCUUGAGAAGCACAUGCGUGCAGACUCUCUCAACGACAAGAUCUCCCACCGCCCUGCCCCCGAAGACCUCAUCAAGGAGGGCGUGCUGAAGGAGGACCCCCGCAGCGCCGACGACAAGUAUGCCGAGGCCAUCGAGGACGAGUACGCCAAGCGUGAGGGUGGCGCGUGA